This is a messenger RNA of Phytomonas sp. Hart1, 276 nucleotides long. Lineage: Eukaryota; Euglenozoa; Kinetoplastea; Trypanosomatida; Trypanosomatidae. The record is from the annotation of a GenBank genome assembly.
AUGCACAAGGCGGUUUCGAAUGUCGAGGCCGUGACCGGUGACCUACACGCCCGCAUCGCCGCCCUCCAGACCGACGUGGCGACGUUAAAACGGAAGAAAACCAUGCUAACCGAGCGAAAGCGCGCCCUCGCCGAGUGGUACGCCGAGGAGAUUCAGAACGAUAACGCCCAACAUCAAAAACGUAGUACUUUUGAGCAGUCCGUCCUAGAUCGUCUGCGGCAGCGCAUCGAGGUAUUUAAAGAAGCAUGGCAACGCGAGCGGCACAACAACCGAUGA